Penicillium canescens is the source of this 237-nucleotide messenger RNA. RefSeq lists its product as uncharacterized. NCBI's taxonomy places the organism in Eukaryota, Fungi, Ascomycota, Eurotiomycetes, Eurotiales, Aspergillaceae. The record is from RefSeq and is a predicted model, not a curated record. The transcript has a single exon. Bases 1 to 237 code for a protein of 78 amino acids.
AUGGCGUCUGUCUCCGGAUACUCGCAAGCUACACCCCGCUGGAUACAUUUGGCACACACUGGCCGUGCCGAAUCGCAUCGAGUCUUGCUGAGACGACAGGCAUCGCAUGCGGUGAGCACCCGAGUAUUCUUGCGAGGUCGCGCUGUCGACGAAGGGUCCAUUCUUCCUGCUGGGUACUCAGAGAAAGUUACUUUGGUGAAAGGCCAAGAGAGAAACAACGAUGUCUGUGAUUGGUGA